Molecule: messenger RNA, 2337 nt
Organism: Giardia duodenalis
Lineage: Eukaryota; Fornicata; Diplomonadida; Hexamitidae
Product: Kinase, NEK
Exons: 1
Coding region: 1-2337 (778 amino acids)
Biological process (GO): protein phosphorylation
Molecular function (GO): protein binding; protein kinase activity; ATP binding
Source: RefSeq, a predicted model, not a curated record
AUGGACACAGAAUGCACGAAGUACACGCCGCAUGGCUACUUGCUAGGAAGACUUAUGAGAGAAUAUCAUGCACUUGACGUAUAUGAGGCCGUGCGCGCUCAUGAUAGCCACCCCGUCUACAUAUAUCGCAUCAAGCGCGAUAAGCUUAAGACAAUGGAGCUUGUCGACAUGGAGCUCUCAAUACGACAUCUUCCAUUUGUUACCAAUCCAUACAUUACUAAGUGCUUUUCGGUUCAACGUCACAAUGGGUCUUCCUCAUCAUACGUCAUUACCGAUAGACCGAGUACUGAGACGCUGCUCAAUCUCAUAUCAAGCGCACGAGCGCAAGGAGAGCAUAUAUCUGAGGCCAAAAUAUGGUACAUCUUUGCGCAGCUCCUUUAUGCACUGGCGUCAAUACAUGAUCCAGUUGAAAAUCAGCGCCUUAAGAACGAUAGCCCGCCUGUUCAUAUGGACAUUCGUCCAUCCUCAAUCUCUGUGACUAGAGAUGGGAACUACCUUCUUUCCGUCUUCAGUCCCAACAAAUUUAUCUGUCAGCCGUCUGUUGAGCCUAUUUCUGCCCACGAUUAUAUACUGUUUCAUUAUGGCCCUGCAGAAGAUAUUAAAGAAAACGCGCAGCAAGCCAUUUACACUGCUCCAGAGUGGUUUCUAACUGGCGAGUAUACCGCAGCAUCGGAUAUCUGGUCUUUGGGGGCAUUACUCUACGAACUUUGUACCUUCAAGCCGCUGUUCAUAGCACCAUCCCACAUGGAUAAGAAGGAUGUUGCCGGGCUCCUGCAGAGUGUGGCAGCAGAGCGCCGUCCAAUACCUCAGGACUAUACAGAUAUACUUCGCUGCACAAUCUAUUACAUGCUGAACGUCAACCCGACUAACAGGCCUCUUCUGAGUGAUUUGUUUGAGAUGCGCCAAGUCGUAGACAUGCUCUACAUGAUGAAUAAAACCCCUCCAGAGACCUUUCUCUCUAUGCCAUCUCCGUCCUCCAACCCUUUCAUUUCUAGAAUGAAAACGAUAGAACGCCUUUGCGAUACGCCCGAGGCCCGUAUGUCUCCAGAUGUUCUAAUGGAUAUUAUGGAUCUUGCCACUCCAUCCUCUCUCUUGGCGGCGAACUGCGAGCCGAAAAGUAAUGGCCCAACAGCUUAUAAGCUCCGAGAUAGAACAGACAACGUUGAAGAGGCACAAGUACCGGAUGACAAUCACCUACUCGUCCCCAUGGCCCCUAGCAAUCCAUUAAAGCUAACUCUCCCAGAUACUGGAAUACAAGGCACUACACCACCAAAGGCCCCAGGCUCUGCUAAUAAAGGCGCGUCUGCUCUCUCUAAAGCGAACCCCUACGACGAUAACACACUAUCAAUCUCCGAACUCAACCCAGACAAGGCCAACUCCUUGAUAUUGGCCGUAGAACGCAAGGAUAUAGAAAAGAUUAUGCAGCUCAUCCCCACGCAUGCUGGACGUGCAACACUGGACGGCCGCACAGCCCUUAUGGUAGCCGCUGAACAAGAGAUGUUAGAUAUUGUUCGCUUGCUUGCUCCAAAGGAAGCGACGAUGGCUCUGAAGGCCCCUAGAAUCUUCGAAGGAGAAACUGCAUUGAUGCAGGUAGCCAGGCGAGGCUUUAUUUCUGCCGUUACAGCGUUGGCACCGUAUGAAGCAAAGUGUGUUCGUCGUGAUGGCCAAACUGCGCUUAUGAUUGCUGCUCAAGCACAAAGAAAGAACGUUGUUGAUGUCCUCAUACAUUUCGAGCACGGGCUUGCUGACGAGGAUGGAUGGACCGCUCUUAAGAUAGCUUCCAACUUUGGUUAUCCAGACAUUGUGGAGAGUCUCGUAUCUUUCGAGGCUGGGAUUGCUGACGACACCGGUGAAACUUCUCUUAUGGUGGCUGCUAAUAAAGGCUUUCUAGAUAUAGUUAGAAGCCUUCAGCCAGCAGAAAUAAAGAUGCAGACGACUGAGGGCCAGACCGCCUUGAUGUGCGCUGCACACAAAGGCUAUGCAGAUAUCUGCAAGCUCUUAGCACCGGGAGAAGCGAAGCUGCAGAAGGCUGAUGGAACUACCGCCCUUAUGUGCGCGGCACAUUCUAAUUCUCUUGACUGUGUUCGCUUGCUUUUGCCGUUAGAAGAGGGUCUCCAAACAAACAAUUUACACUCUAAAGGAGCAGGGUAUACCGCUCUUCUGCUGGCAAUUGAGCAAAAGGCAUACUCGACAGCAGAGUAUAUACUCACUAAUUCCCCAGUAGAAUGUCAAAAGACAGUAGUUCUCUCUUCUGGCGAUUCAAGGACAUGGGUCGAUGUGGCGAAGGACCUCGGGUCUCCAGAGGCAUUGGACUUUGUCAUGAAAUACGCUUCAUGA